CCAGUGUGUCAGUGCGAGGCGUCCGGUAGAACAACACUACUCAGUUUUAUUGUUUUUUUUUGCACGUUUAUUUUUAUUUUAUUUAAAUAUAAUUAGAGGUGGAGUUGUGUUAGUGCAGGUCUACAUGGUGUGGGGUCGGAGGUGUGUAUAUUUGUUUAGAUAAUAGCGUUUCAGUUGGAGUUUUUAUUCGAAUCCGAAUCAGGACGGAGAUCAUCUGAAGAAGGAGGAGAUCCGGAGCUUUAGCACGACGCGGUUCGGUUCAGGGUUUGAGUUGCGGUAAAGGGCCAGAAAUGAGCGCUGGCAUGGCGAAGGUGGUAAAGCCUUCCUCACACGCAGACCCGAAGUCUGCUCCUCUGAAGGAGAUCCCGGACAUCCUGGUGGAUCCGCGGACCAUGAAGCGCUACAUGAGGGGCCGCUUCCUGGGCAAAGGCGGCUUCGCCAAGUGCUACGAGAUCACGGACAUGGACACCAACGAGGUGUUCGCGGGCAAAGUCGUGCCCAAGUCCCUGCUGAUGAAGCCGCAUCAGAAGGAGAAGAUGAGCACCGAGAUCGCCAUCCACAAGAGCCUGGACAACCCGCACGUCGUCGGCUUCCACGGCUUCUUCGAGGACGACGACUUCGUGUUCGUGGUGCUGGAGAUCUGCAGGAGGCGGUCCCUUUUGGAGCUGCACAAGCGCAGGAAGGCGGUGACUGAGCCCGAGGCCAGAUACUUCAUGCGUCAGACCAUCCAGGGUGUCCACUACCUCCACAACAACAGGGUGAUCCACCGUGACCUGAAACUGGGCAACCUGUUCCUCAGCGACGACAUGGAGGUUAAAAUCGGUGACUUCGGCCUGGCCACUAAGAUCGAGUUCGACGGCGAGAGGAAGAAGACGCUGUGCGGGACGCCGAACUACAUCGCCCCCGAGGUGCUGUGUAAGAAAGGCCACAGUUUCGAGGUGGACGUCUGGUCCCUGGGCUGCAUCCUGUACACGCUGCUGGUCGGGAAGCCGCCGUUCGAGACGUCGUGCCUAAAGGAGACGUACGUCCGCAUCAAAAAGAACGAGUACACCAUUCCCAGGCACAUUAACCCUGUGGCUACGGCGCUAAUCCGGCGGAUGCUGCACGCCGACCCCACGCUCCGCCCCUCCGUCGCCGACCUGCUCUCAGACGAGUUCUUUACCUCGGGUUACGUCCCACUCAGACUCCCGACGUCCUGUCUCACCGUACCACCACGCUUCUCUAUCGCCCCCUCCAGUCUGGAGGCAGGCCUGCACCGCAAACCGCUCUCUGCUUUCAACAAAGACACAGACAGUCCGAUCGAGAAGAUGGGGAAGGUGGAGCAGCCACUGAAGGAGGAGCCUGCACAGAGGUCAGAAGACGGACCCGAACAGCCCGACUGUCACUUGACCGACAUGCUGCAGCAGCUGACCAGCCUGAACGCAGUCAAACCGUCCGAGAGAGAGUUCGUACGGCAAGAGGAAGCCGAGGACCCGGCCUGCAUCCCCAUCUUCUGGAUCAGCAAAUGGGUCGACUACUCUGAUAAAUACGGCCUCGGGUAUCAGUUGUGUGAUAACAGCGUCGGUGUUCUGUUUAACGACUCCACGCGCCUGAUCAUGUACGAGGACGGCGACAGUCUGCAGUACAUCGACCGCGGAGCGGCGGAGUCUUACCUGAGCGUGCGCUCCUACCCCGCUGCGCUCUCCAAAAAGAUUACUCUGCUGAAGUACUUCAGGAACUACAUGAGCGAGCACUUGCUGAAGGCGGGCGCUAACAUCACUCCGCGGGACGGGGACGAGCUGGCGCGCCUGCCUUACCUGCGCCACUGGUUCCGCACCAAGAGCGCCAUCGUGCUCCACCUGAGCAACGGCACGGUGCAGAUCAACUUCUUCCAGGACCACACUAAGCUGAUCCUGUGCCCCCUCAUGGGCGCCGUGACGUACAUCAACGAGCGCCGAGACUUCUGCACCUACAAGAUGAGCCUGAUCGAGGAGUUCGGCUGCUGUAAGGAGCUAGCCUCGCGGCUGCGCUACGCUCGCACCAUGGUGGAGAAACUACUGGCCUGCAAAAGCACAACGACCACCACCACCACCACCGCGUCCUCGGGCCGCUGACUCGGUCAUGACCCUGACUGAACUGUCAAACUGUACACUCUCCCCCUGUAUGUGUCUCUCUGUCCUGUCAGGAGGGGGCGCUCCAUGUGACCGGGCUCCUCAUCCGCUCUAUCAUGUACAUUCUUCUGUGUUUUUUGCUCUGUUUAAAUGUUUUUCCUCGUUUCUCUUUCCUCUGUAUAAUUUUUAUAAAGCUUUUAUGGCUGUACAUGAGAGAGCCACAAAUUAAACAGUUGUAUUAAAGGCAGUGUAUCCAAUUUAAUAAAGCUCCUUUUGGUGAAAAACUCU
This is a messenger RNA of Clarias gariepinus (North African catfish), 2378 nucleotides long. It is a transcript of the gene plk1, whose product is annotated as polo-like kinase 1 (Drosophila). Gene Ontology annotation, molecular function: protein binding; ATP binding; protein serine/threonine kinase activity. Lineage: Eukaryota; Metazoa; Chordata; Actinopteri; Siluriformes; Clariidae. The transcript is spliced from 11 exons. Gene Ontology annotation, cellular component: centrosome; spindle pole; nucleus. The coding region runs from base 291 to 2093 and encodes 600 amino acids. The record is from RefSeq and is a predicted model, not a curated record. Gene Ontology annotation, biological process: protein phosphorylation; regulation of cytokinesis; mitotic cell cycle.